UUCAACUUAAAUUACAAAUAUUGUAUGAUUUUUAAUUACGUUGAACAAAAUACAAUUUCUAACCACAAUUAUAAAACAAACUUCAAAACACAAAAAUUAAAACAACAUUUGGGAUAAUGCAGCCCCAAUAAGCAUAAACAACAUUUGGGAUAAUGCAGGCCCAAUAAUCCGUAUUAAAGGCAACAAAAAAGAUACAAAAAAAUAUACUUUUCUAAUUCGGAGUUGCCAACUCCGAAAUGAGCUAAAUACGAAUUUGGCAGCUUCCAUUUUCGAGGUUGGGAACUCCGAAAAUAAGUUUACUGCUGACAACCUGAUUUCGGACCUGCCAACUCCGUUUUGCACUAUCUCAGGAAACCCCAAGAAAAAUUGCACUUUUUGGAAUGAAAGGUAAGAAAUCUGUUCUGUUUCGUCAAACACCCGCCGAGUUGAGUGGAACGGGGAGAAGGGAGAACUGACAGAUUCCGCCAGAGGAUUUCCGCCGCCGUUGCCCUGGCUUGCCAGGACGGAAAACUCGUCGUCGUGUAGAAUGCCGUGGGUCCUGAAACGGCAUUACACGGAAGACGGGAGACUCGUCAUCACCGGCGUGAAAUCCGACCGCCACGAGUACUUGGAGGCCUACCGCUCCGGAAAUCGCCUCCGUCUACGCCUCGUGCCGCUCAGUGUCCCCCUCGUUGGCGACGAAUCGCCGCAUGAAUGCGCGGAGGAGGGGCAGGGGGGAUCGCACGGCGGCGAUGGAUGUGAUCGGGCGGCGGAUGCGGCGUUACAGGAUCGAUCUGGAAUUAUGAAUGGUGCCGGAAAUCUAAUGACCGACGCAUCCUGCGGCGGCGGCGGCGGUGGGGGAAAUAAGAAGUGUUCGAAUUCGUUGAUUAUUGGCGUGGGGGUGACAGCUAUUGCUCCCAUAGUUCACAUAUGACGACUAAAUUACGUAAUUAAUCAUUUUUUUGUUUUAUACUCCGUAUUUGUCAUUCUUUAGAAAGAACGAGAAGAUAUACACGAUUACCUUGGCUGAAUUUUAUAAAUUGUUGAAUCUUUC
Cuscuta epithymum is the source of this 1033-nucleotide messenger RNA. The record is from the annotation of a GenBank genome assembly. Lineage: Eukaryota; Viridiplantae; Streptophyta; Magnoliopsida; Solanales; Convolvulaceae.